AUCAGCGCCAGUAGAUGGCACUGCAUGUUAAAAUGGCUGCCUCCAAUUCGGCGGUAAAUUUAGGUGCACGUCUGUGGACACCAUACAAAGAUCUAAACAGCAUCGUGGAAAAUGCCAUUCUUCUGAAAAGACCCUAUGUUAUACAUGAUCUGGAGGUUGCACUCAGACGUCACAAACCUGAUUUUCUGUCUCUGCUACAGAAUCCUACAAAAAACCCAGCUCACAGGGAAAUGGUGAAGAAUGCAGCGAAGGAAGGUUUACCAAUCGAGGGCCAGAAGGGAUCGCAGCUGCUCAGCAGUCACCUGAUCGAGGAAGCACUGAUCAUCAGCGACCUGUUCAACCUUAACGAGAUAGCUGCCGUGGAAUUGCUCCUUGCAGGAGAAACACAGUUAUCGAGUUUUCCUGGUCUGAAUCGCGGCCUAGUAGCUGUCUUGCUUUACUAUGACGGCCGCUCAAGCCUUGUUGGCGCUCUCAAAGCCCUUAUUCAGUCACGGGAGGGCAAGACUUGGACACUGGAACUUGGAGCCGAGCUGGUUACGAUGACAGUCCGUUAUACAGACCAACUGAUGGAGGAAGGUCUAACUGGGAAGAUUCUAGGUUUAUUGAGUUCACUGGAUUUAACCAAAGAAAUUAACAAGCUACACGAAGACAGAGGGCUUGGCAGUCCACGUCACAGAAAGCAGGUGUUAGAUUUGAUGAAGGAGAUUCGUCAGCAGCUUGCAGACUGUCUUCUCUGGUGGUCCUGCGGCCAGACACCGUUGGAUAAGCACAACACUUUACAGUUGCUUUCCCAUAUGAAAAAGGACAAAUGUCUGAGUGCAGAUGGUUCAUUGGAAUCCAGCACCCUAGCUUUGCUUAUGGCUUUCCUCUACUGCAUUGACGUGAGUGUACUGGAGCAAGCUGAGGAUACAGAGGGUGUCCUCGAGAAGUUGCCGAUACUCGCCGAUGCCGGAUUCGUUCCCGCUCUGCACAAGGAGAUCCUAGCUGAGUAUCGAUGGGAAUGCACAGAGUUGAAGACCAUCGUGCAAUUUGCCUGGGGAGUCACACUGCGUGUACUCUCUCAGCAUCCAGCCAGCCAAGGUCUGAAUGAGUUCCUGGAGGAAGAUGAGAAUGUCGUGAACAACGUGAUUGACAACGGCGUGUUCCUCAUGCUGAACAAACUGCUCGUGUCGGUUCCUGGCUUUCACCAGGAGGAGAUGUACAUGCGACGAAUGCACACGCUCGUUACCGACUUCAUAUCACUGAUGCCGCUCAAGAUGGCAGCACUUUAUUCUACUGACCCGUUAGGUCUGCAUCUCACCCUGGACUACUGGUAUCCCACGGAUGCUAUCACAGGCGGUGUGCCUGCCAGCAGCAAUAUCUAUCAGCGGCCACCACAGCGACAGGCAAGUUUGUUCAAGUUUGUGAGGAUGGCCGGUGACUUGUUGCCACCCUCGCUGUACAUUCCUUACAUUGAGAUGCUCACAAGUCUCGCCACCGACCAAGCGUCUGCCCAGCACUGCUUCAAUCUUCUAAAGAGCAAUGGCGUCAAUGCGGGUGGUCAGUACAGCACGAUAUCUUGGGAUCACUUCUUUCACUCGAUCACGCAAUACUAUAGCAACCUGAGACAGGAGACCCCUGCUAGCAGCUAUCAGCAUCUCUACUGGCAGAAGCCUCAUUCUCGAGGCAUAACGCCUCAGGAGCUCGAGGGCCUUCACUCCGUACUUAAACUCAUCAGGAAGGUUUCAGAGGAGGAUGAGGUGGCACGCCUCUCUCUGUGUGAGAACCAGCAGUACCUCCCCAUCGUUCUCCUCCUCGGCAUGGUCACAUGCAGCGUGCCAGCCUCCCUCAAGGGAGAGUUCCUUGACGUGCUCGCCGCCUUCGCUCGCUCACCAGAAGUCGCCAUCAACCUGUGGCAGUCGCUGGAGGUGUCGUCCAUCUUGCAGACGGUGAAACCGAUGUCUGUGUCGGCCACCAACACUGGCAGUGGUAUCCAGGCGGACGUGGAUGAGGUGGAGGCGAGGAAUGAGGAAUUCCCGAUGACUCGUGGUUUCCUCGCGCUGCUUGAUUCGCUCACUAACAUCCCCGUGCCCGAGGGACUCGGCGCCGGUUACCGCGCUCCGGGGUUCGACCCCUACAUGACCUUCAUCAGAGACACGGUGUUCCUCAAGUUUAACACGAGAGCAUACAAGAAUCCUGCAGAAAAGUGGGACAUAGCAGCCAUGUGUCUGGAUAUGUUCUACAAGCUUCUGCGUGGGCACGAGGUGGUGCUGGAGGACUUUAGUGACGAGCACGUGGAGCUGCAGGGAGGCGGAGUGACGGUGGCAAACAAACCUCCCGGUCACAACAUCCUCAUACACAUGCUGUCGGACGGAGCCUUGCUCAGGAUGGUGUUCUUCAUCAUAGACGAGGGAGUGCGCUUGUUGGACGAGUAUCGCGACUUCGCGGGCAAGUCUAGCCUCGAGCGCUGCGCCUUGCUGUGUCUGCGGCUGCUGCAGGCCACGCUGGAAAGGCAGGGGGAGUUUCUUGAUGCACUGAGGGAGAGCGGCGUCGCGCUGAUGGUGACGCCGCUGGAGAGGCUGCUAGCGGGCAUCAACGUGCGCACGGGCCGCGCCGACAACCUAGUCAGCAUCACCAAGUACGUGACGUACAGCUCCUGGAUUCCUGCUCAUGCUCUAGCCAGCAUCAACAUCCUGAAUCUUGUUGCUCAAGCAACAGGGUCCUCAUCAGAGCUUGUCGGCCUCAUGAUGGAUAUGACUGUGGAGCUCAGGCAUGGCUUCGUCGAAUGCCUAGAGAUAGAUGAUUGUGAAGACAACACAUGGCUCAUCAGAACUCCAACAGCGGCGGAGCUGAGUGAGAGUCACAUCAGGAACCUGACGCGUCAGAGUGCUCUGCGUCUUAUUCUGCUCACACUGGAACAUCCUGCGCCAAAUCUCGCUCACCUGCUGUUAGGUUAUGAACUCAGGAAGCCAGUGAGCAGUUCUAUCUUGCAGGAUCCAGGUGUGCUGGGGUCGCCUCGCACAUGUCUACACGCCAUGCUGGCGCUGCUAGACCGUGGCCUCGGCCCCAACGCCCCGCCCGGCUGCCUCUACGACACGCCCGUGCUAGCCGAGCUCGCAUACUCUCUCAUCUACGCGCUCUGCUCGAACAAGGACACGUGGAACCCGACGCUCCGCUACCUACGGUCGGCCAACGACUUUCUCUACACGCAGCUGCAGAGUCUGCCGUUCAAGGGUGAACAGUACUUGUGCCAUCAGUCAUGGCUGCUGAAGUGCAUAGCCAUAGAACUGCGGGUGACAGCAGCCAAUAGACAGACUUCCUACGUGCAGCGAAUGGUCUCUCUUCUAUUGGAUGAUGCACCCACGACACUCCAGAAAGGUGUGAGACCUGAGGGUGUGCUUGAUUCGGACACCCUGCUCUAUGAGUCUGAUACGACUCUCUUCCCAUUCGCCACAUCUCGUUCCGGGCCGUCAAUCACAAGCGAUCAGUUGAAGAGGAAGAUAUUGUCGAUUUUGGAUUCCAUCUCUUUCAAGCAGAAAUACCCUGAUCCUCUGCGACUUGAGUACUUUGACCAGCAAAUCAUUGAACAGGUUAUAGCGUCAUGUGAGCAGAGGAGUCUGAAGGGAGUGAAGUAUUGCGACGUGAAGCGUCUUCACCACAUACUCCAGGACGAACUCAACCAGAUACAGGGAUCCGCCGCCAUAGGUCAACGCACGGUCAUCACCAAGGUGCUGGACGAUGAAUCGGUAACGGAGCUGACCUCUCCAGCGGCUGGGGUCAUCCUGAUCCUGCUAGCAAAUCUCCGCCAUUCGUUCCUCGCCACACAGGCGGAAGACGUCACCGUCAUCGACUCCUCCCAGUACGUUUCGGUGCUCGACGAUUCGUCCGGCUCGCAGCAGACCGCGACGCCAUCUAGUGGUCUGUUAGCGCAACACGGAGCAACGUUGCAGGUUGUGUUAAAGGGGUUGAUUGACAGCAUUCUAAAGACGGGUGGCGUUUAUCAGCGAGUGCGAGCUAAUCUCUAUGGCGCCCUACUGAGCUAUCUUCGAAUUGCUCAUCGGGUAACAGAGGUGCCCAUUUUCGAGGGCUCAGGAUUAAAGAUGGAGGUGAGACCUCGACGCAGGAACCAGACGGAGGUAGAGAACCUCGCCAGUGAUAACGUGGGCGUCAUCCUGUCUUACGGGGAGGGCCUGAUGGAGGUGGUGAGCAGAGAUUCGUGUGAUGGGCACGACGUUGGCAAGAUGCUAGCAUUUGCUACGCUGGACGCUGUUAUCGCUACGGACAAGGCUGACCACUGGAUGGCCUUCCUCGGUAAGAAGGGAUAUCUGAGACACUACGUAGAUUCCCUCCUGCAGGACAACGGCAAGCUUCAGGAGUCACUGAGUCCAGUGCCGGAGCCGCUGCGUGCGCUCUACCUGUACGAGUCCAAGAUGGGAUUACUAACAAGAAUCGCCCAGAGUCCGUCUGGCGCUCAGAUGUUGCUACAGUGUGGAAUCAUGGGAAGGCUGGCCGAAUGCACAGUAUUCAGCAUGCGGCCACAGCAAGAAUACAGUCUGCCACGAACACAAAUUGGAGGAUUGCAGUAUGAAUCUUUUCUGCCCACCGUGAUGGACAGAUACAGACAGAUUCUGCAGCCAGCACUCAAACUCUGUCUGGCGAUUCUCAUGUCUCUAGGAUCACGCAACAAGCAGGCAGCUAAUGAGGUGUUGGGAUUUCUCGUGGCACACAGUGAGAUGGUGAGCAGCGUGCUACGCGACGCGCCGACCUCGCUUGACCUUGCCUCGCUGCAAGAACUGGCACUUGUCACCGCAGUGGUGGCGCGCUCUGCUGUUGAAGAUCCGGACGACGAGGCAGCGAUGGCGGCGGAUCGGAGCGCGUUCGAGGCGCAAAGCCACGUGUCUCGCAUCCAGAGACAGAUGCUGGCGCUGCUUUCGCGCUACAGCAUGACCGAGUCGCUGCGCAGUCACAUCAACAGCAUUGAGGAGCUGCAGGAGCGGGAGGGACGCGGCGGCGGCGGCGGCGGGCCGGGGCGCGGAGACGUUAAGGCCAUGAUGAGGUUGUCAGUGCUGCAGGUGGCGGCCAACGUGCUGUCCUACUGCCGUAGCCUCGUCAGUCAGUCCGGUACAAGUGCGAAGUUUUGCCGCAUUCUGUUUGCACCGAACUUAAAGGAAGCUUUGGUCAGGGAAUCAAGUGGUAAGCAGGACUUUUCUGCUAUAUAA
Messenger RNA from Priapulus caudatus, 5198 nucleotides. Its product is annotated as nuclear pore complex protein Nup205-like. Gene Ontology annotation, molecular function: structural constituent of nuclear pore. Gene Ontology annotation, cellular component: nuclear pore; nuclear pore inner ring. The record is from RefSeq and is a predicted model, not a curated record. Gene Ontology annotation, biological process: nuclear pore organization. Lineage: Eukaryota; Metazoa; Priapulida; Priapulimorpha; Priapulimorphida; Priapulidae.